UGGUCGAUGACACCUCUGGCUGAGGUGGCGAUGUGUGUUUUUGCGCCUCUGUUGACUUGCUUGCAGCAGGACGCAACCUCCACCUUGAGCGCAUAGGUUGCCAUGAGAUUUCUCAGCCCAAUCAUCUCACAUCAGCUACACUUCUUGCUCUCUGAAGAUGAUCCGCAUUUAUAACCCUCACCAUGUGCCGUUUCUACAUCAGACGGAGCAGCUUCGCCAGGCGGGCACCCUUUGUGACACACUUCUCACCGUUGAGGGCCUUUCAUUUAAAGCCCACGCUUUGAUCCUCGCACUGGCAAGCAAACGACUCGGGCGUCAACUAACAAACCAGCAUAACCCAAAUCCAGGAUACUGCUGUGCCAUUGAGAGCGUUUCUCCUCAUACUCUCAAGCAAAUCCUAGACUAUGUGUACAGCGAAUCGGUGGAGGUUCCCAAAGAUGACCUGGAGGAGCUGCUGAGGGGCGCAGAGUAUCUAGAAGUCGAGUCUUUGGUGGAACAGUGUCAAGCACAUCUCAAAAAUCCAACAAAAACAAACGUAAAAUCACCCCAAGAUGACAAAACACACAAGUACACUCAGAUGUCCAAGAAAGACCACUGUACUGAAGAAAACAAGCUUGACUGCUCUUCGGAAGAGCGCUCUUCCAUCAAUAAAGACCGUAAGAGGCAGACUCACUCGUCACCAAAAAAGACCUGUUCUCCAGUCUCUCCCGUGUCUCCCAUUUUCUCCAGAGAAACCAUAAUUUCUUCAGGAGCUCCGUCUCAGACUCCACGUCUUUGCUGGCCUCCGGUGAACCCAAAUCGGAGCAUGGUGUUAAACUGUAGUGAAAUAAUGGCCUUCCAUUCUCUCCGAGCGUAUCCAUAUCCCACACCAAUGUACCCCAUUCUCCAUCGCUCGCUCCAGCCACAGGUCUCUUCCUCGCUCAUGGGCUACACCGGGUUACUUCACCCAUAUCACUCUCUCAUACACUCUUCUCCACUGACUCAAGACAGUCCUUUCACUCCUGGCGUAAAAGGAAAGAGUGGCUCCAUCAGUGCUUCUCUUGCAGGUUCCAUGACGGAGGAUCGAGAGAGCUUGAUGACAAAUUUUAGCGACAUCAGAGAACUAUUUAUAGUGACUGACUUACUGUUGUUCUGUGGUGAUCUGUGGGCAGGUUCGGGGGAGAUGGCAUUCAGGUGUAAGUUCUGCGGUCGAGGUGGACGGGACAGGCGGUCUCUGCGCUCCCUCAGGAGGGCUGUUGGAGGAGAGAAGCCUUAUCAGUGCAAACAGUGUAGCAAGAGGUUCAGCCUGAAACACCAGCUGGACACACAUCACCGCGUCCACACAGGUGAAAAACCAUUUGAGUGUCGCCUGUGUGGUCAGCGGUCGCGUGACUAUUCUGCAAUGAUCAAGCAUCUACGUACUCACAGCGGUGCCACCCCAUACCAGUGCACCCUGUGCCUGGAGUUUUGUAGCAGCCUGGCAGCCAUGCAGAAGCACCUGAAGAAUCACCCGACGCAGGAAUUUCCUCCAGACUGGAGCCUGAGCAGCACAUAUCUCUACAACUGCCACACUUAACACCACCUGCAGGAUCAAAUAUGUACAUAUCAAAACAUUGCAUACUGUUUUGCUAUUUUUAAUACUCUUAUAAAUCUAUUUUUCCAAGUCAUUCUAUAAAUACAAUAAUAUAUUUAAUAUACUCAAGUAGGGAUGUAACUAAAUUUAGUUUCACAGUGAUUUAAAAGACAUUUUAAUCAUUUAAAGUAUUUUUUGUUUCACUUUAACAUUAUAUUUCUCAAAAUUAAAUUAUGUAAAUGGGUAGUUAUUCAACAACAAAAAAUUAUAAUAAAUAAACUUGCAUACUUUAGGAAUGAAAUUUUUUUUUUAUUUGGACCUUGUUAAAUAUUGGACGUACAAUAUUAGAUUUUUGCAAAUGUUUUCACUUAUUUUGGCUGAGCUGAUGCCACGUUAAUGUACAAGAUU
This is a messenger RNA of Danio aesculapii, 1960 nucleotides long. It is a transcript of the gene zbtb32, whose product is annotated as zinc finger and BTB domain containing 32. The transcript is spliced from 5 exons. Lineage: Eukaryota; Metazoa; Chordata; Actinopteri; Cypriniformes; Danionidae. Gene Ontology annotation, cellular component: nucleus. The record is from RefSeq and is a predicted model, not a curated record. Gene Ontology annotation, biological process: regulation of transcription by RNA polymerase II. Gene Ontology annotation, molecular function: protein binding; DNA-binding transcription factor activity, RNA polymerase II-specific; RNA polymerase II cis-regulatory region sequence-specific DNA binding. Bases 158 to 1555 code for a protein of 465 amino acids.